AAUUGGAUAACAUUUCACAAUCCUCUAGAGAACACAUCAUAUUUCAUAAUCAUUACAAAAAAAAAAAUAAAAAAAAAAUGUCUACACUUUCAUCAUCACCAAAACAACAACCUCCAUGGCAGGUUAUUGUUCUUGUAUCAACUCAUCUUGAUCCAAAAACACUAGCUAUAGCUUCAUGUGUUUGUAAAUCAUGGUCAAUUUCUCUGUCAUUAGAUCAAUUAUGGCAACCCCUUUGUUGUUCUCAUUACCCUUCUCUCUCAACACUUCAUAAUAAUAAUGAUAACAAUAAUAGUUAUGAUUCUGUUGUUUCUUAUAGGCGGUUAUACGCCCUCGGUCAGAGGGCGAGUAACCGCCGAUUAAAACAACCCUCGAAACCUUGUGUUUCGAUUAGUAACAUAAUUUUUGCACUGAAUAUUUAUAAAAACAGUGUGUGUGUGGUGAGUUUAGUGAAGAAUGGAAGUCAACUUAGCUUUGACAAAAAAGGGGUUUUUCGAUUCGAUAUCGAUGUUGAACAAUGGCUGAGGAAUUCUGGCUCCGCCGCUGAUAACAAGAACGGGGAUUUGGGCACAUUCGAUGCCCUCGGUGCCGUGAAGGUAACCUGGGACGUAAUUUUGGAAGGAUACAAAGGUGUUUUCAACGUAAUGAAUUGUAAAGGGAAAGGUAGGUUUGUUUUAGGAUUAGAAGGGUGGUUUUCGGAGGAGCUACCACCGCCGGGGUGUUGCUCGAGCGAUACUGUUAGCGGUCUCAUGGCGGAUUUACGGUUGGGACUGAAAGUUGAAGAUGGAAGAGCAAUGGUGGAGAAAAUAAGUGCUGGAAUUUUGAGUAUAGUAAGUUGGAGAUAUUUGUUUGUUGAUGAUGCUCUUAGGUAUUUGCAACAUUUUCUUGUGUAAGCUAAGGUAUCUCGAAAACGGAAAAUGGACACAUCAGAUAAGGUCAGGUCAGACCAGGUCUGCGUAUACUCUAGACUCUAUCCAGCUAGACCUAGUAGACUCUAUCCAGCUAGACAAACUUAUAUUUUGUGUUUUUUUACUCUUUGUCAAAUGAGAUUUUGUAUUUAUUUAUUUUUGCUUGUGCAUACUGUUUUAAGAUAAGUGGGCUAAUUAAUUC
Molecule: messenger RNA, 1107 nt
Organism: Capsicum annuum
Lineage: Eukaryota; Viridiplantae; Streptophyta; Magnoliopsida; Solanales; Solanaceae
Product: probable F-box protein At5g04010
Exons: 2
Coding region: 78-890 (270 amino acids)
Biological process (GO): gibberellic acid mediated signaling pathway; SCF-dependent proteasomal ubiquitin-dependent protein catabolic process
Cellular component (GO): SCF ubiquitin ligase complex
Molecular function (GO): protein binding
Source: RefSeq, a predicted model, not a curated record